This is a messenger RNA of Exserohilum turcica Et28A, 1290 nucleotides long. RefSeq lists its product as uncharacterized. The transcript has 2 exons. The record is from RefSeq and is a predicted model, not a curated record. Gene Ontology annotation, cellular component: cytoplasm. Gene Ontology annotation, molecular function: calcium ion binding; calcium-dependent phospholipid binding. NCBI's taxonomy places the organism in Eukaryota, Fungi, Ascomycota, Dothideomycetes, Pleosporales, Pleosporaceae. The coding region runs from base 1 to 1290 and encodes 429 amino acids.
AUGGCCAAUCAACAGUACGGCGGCUAUCCGCCCCAGCAAGGUUAUGGCCAGCAGCCACCCCAUGGCCACUAUGGCGCUCCACCCCCAAACCCCUAUGGUCGCCCUCCUCAAGGCCAAUACGGCGCCCCACAGCCUGGCUACGGUCCUCCCCCCACACAUUAUCAACAGCCGCCACCAGGUCAAUACGGCGCCCCUCCUCAGGGGCACUAUGGCGCACCCCCUCCCCAGCAAGGACAGUAUGGCGCGCCCCCACCAGGCCAAUAUGGAGCACCUCCACCCCAGGGACAGUAUGGAGCAUCCCAAUCGCGUGGCUAUGGAGGCCCACCAACUCAGCCCUCUCUCGGUUAUGGCCACGAGACUGCCAACAUUGACAUGAUGAGGGACGUCGAGGCCAUUCGGAAGGCCAUGAAGGGCUUUGGUACCGACGAAAAGGCGCUGAUUAGUGUUCUGGCUAAAAAAGACCCUAUCCAGAUUGGAACUAUCCGCGCACAGUACAACCAGCGCUUGAUGCGCAACUUGGUCCAGGAUCUUGAAAAAGAAACCAGCGGGUACUUUGCAAGGGGCUUGGUUGGAAUUGCUCGAGGACCUUUGGUGGCCGACUGCUACAACCUCAUGGAAGCCAUGAAGGGCCUGGGUACCAAGGAAUCCAUCCUAGACGAUGUUCUCGUUGGCCGCAGCAAUGCUGAUGUCAAUGCCAUCAAGCAAAAGUACCAGGAGCUCUUCCACCGGUCACUACAAAAAGACCUCCAAGGCGAUCUCAGCGCUGGCACGGAGCAAAUGUAUAACAUGAUUAUUGCUGCGAACCGUGCUGAGGACUCGCAUCCUGUGAUUCCGCAGGAGAUCGAACAGGCCGUGACGGACCUCCAGGCCGGCAUUGGCGGUUUCGUCGGCAAAAACAUUCCGCAGGUCUGCGGCAUCCUCACCAGCAAAAACGACGCCCAGCUGCGAGCCAUGGCACAAGCGUACCAGCAGCGUUUCCACAAGUCUCUCGACAGCGUGCUCAAGUCCAACUUUUCAGGCCACAUGGAAGAUGUGCUCCGUCUGAUUGUGCGCCGAGCUAUAAACCGGCCCGAAGCCGAAGCCAUCCGCCUGGAAGAGUCCAUGGCUGGCUUGGGAACAAAGGACGAACUCUUGGUACAGCGUGUGGUGCGCUGCCACUGGGACAGGAAUUUCAUGAAUGCGGUUAGCCACGCGUACAAGCAGCUGUACAAGAAGGAUCUUGUCAAGAGGAUAGAAGGAGAGACACGCGGUGACUACGAGAGGCUCAUGGUUGCUUGUGUGAAGCCUUGA